Lachancea meyersii CBS 8951 is the source of this 1236-nucleotide messenger RNA. The record is from the annotation of a GenBank genome assembly. NCBI's taxonomy places the organism in Eukaryota, Fungi, Ascomycota, Saccharomycetes, Saccharomycetales, Saccharomycetaceae.
AUGAACUCGUCACCUUUUUAUGGAGCUGUUCUAGUGGAAAGAGCAGCAUUAAACCGUCACGAUGAAAACCUGGUCAAAAAAGCGGUCGACUAUCUUGCGUCGAUAAAGAGCUGCAAUAGUCCCACUCUGCACUUGCUUUUGCAAUCGGGCUACAAACCUUCACGGGCAGCUGUGCAAGGUCUGCUUUCCAAGUCAGUCCCAACAUCAAUUAAAGAUAUCGUGGUAGCCAAGGUUGUUGCCCACGAAUAUUCCGAAGCCAUUGCGCUUCUUGAAAACGACGAGCACUUAGGAAUCCUGAAAAAGCUCGAAUAUAUGGUUCAGGUGCUUAUACUGUGCCGGAAGUGGAAAGCGGUAGAUGAAAUCAACCACAGGUUUACCUCGUAUGCCAAAUCCAAGCAUAGCCAAUAUGAUGUCACUGAUCAGAACAGUCACACAGCUAUAAGGCUGCUUUUAUGUGCUGCCUACAACCUCCAGGGCAGAUUUCUUGAUUGUCUGCAAUGCUUUUUGACUGUGUUGGAGGAAUAUCCAGCUGUUGUUUCUCAAUUGGCCGGCGAGUGUGAAGAGCCUUUCUGCACACAUGAUGAGCUUAUUACAAUGAUAUCCGUUUCCAUGAUAGUCGCAAUACCUUUAGACAACUACGAAAAUUUCGUGCAGCUGGCAGAUCUUGAGCCCUUUUAUCAGGUUGCCAAGCCCUUGACAAAGUGGUUGAAGCUACUUAUCGGUACGAGCUAUCGCGACUUUUUGCAUGAAUGGGAGCUGCUCAAUGAAAAAUGCUCCGAAAGCAUUUUCCUCUCUCAAAAAUGGAGCGCCGCUAAGAGGUCUGUGCGGGACAAAAUCUACUUCUUUUAUCUCAGGAUUUCGAACACUCUUGAAAUUCCUUACCUAUCCGAGACGUUAUGUCUUGAUCAAAGUAUGGUGCACGACGAAAUCCAAAUGCUUAUCGAGGAAUUGAGGCUGAACUUUGUCAUUGAUGGCAUUGUGAUAAGUUACAAAGAGAGAUACAAUAAAAGAAGGCUUGCGAGGGGCUUAUUAUUAUCAGAAAAUUUGUUACAGAACAAGCUUGAGUCACUUGAAGACGAAAAUAAUGUUCUUAGGUCAAAAGUUCAAAGCUCUAUGAACGGGCAAAUUGUACAACAGGGGAGUCAGCUAUGUGGUAAUAGCCCACAGACAAAUUACUUGGAAGAAAACAUUGACGAUUGCGGGUUUGCUGGCGAGAACGACCGCGAGCCUUAUUAA